AUGGAAAACUUGGAGCAGAAGUUAUCGGAGAAUCUAUCAGUCACCUCAAGAAUUGAAACACAAUCUUCGAAAUCGGUAAGGAGAAAAUACUCAGACCAAACCUCAGUUGAUAUCCCAGUUGAUCUACUUAUCGAUAUAUUCUCUCGACUCCCUAGAAAGUCUAUAGAUAGGUUUCGUUGUGUAUCGAAGUUCUGGGGAUACAUACUCUGUCGUCCUGAUUUCACUGAGCUGUUUCUAACCAAGUCUUCCACUCGUCCACGGAUCCUUUUCACCGUAGAAGUUAAAGGCAAGUUAUUAUUCUACUCUUCACCUCAGCCUCAAAAUCCAGAUGAUAACUCUACUCUUGUAGCCACACGUUAUGAUACGUCUUUUCCCAAAUAUGUUCCAUCUGAUCGAUGUUCUACUGUCUGUGGAUUGGCCCUUCUUCAUAGUUAUAUUAAAAGACAGGGGCGGGUGUUUUGUAACCCUGUCACGGGAGAGUUCAUAACCUUACCCAAACUGCUUCUGAAAGACAAAAGCACCUUACCCCAAGUGAAAGCUAAGAGUAGUAACCCCAACACAGAAGCGAAAGCUAGGAUUUCAAGAAUAUGUCUUGGCUAUGAUCCGAUCAGCAAACAGUUCAAAGUAUUGUGUGUGAUCUCAUCACGUGGUGGAGGACCCAAUACUCAUCAGGUUUUGACAUUGGAGUCUGGAAAACGUUUGUGGAGAAGGAUCGAAUGCCAGUUUCAUUUUACGGAGAGUCAUCGUAUGUUUGAUGAAAUAUGCAUAAAUGGUGUUUUGUAUUUCAGAGCUAAGAUGAGACAAUCUUCUGUGAUAGUUUGCUUCGACGUUAGGUCUGAGAAAUUCAGCUUUAUCAACUUAGACAAAGACAUGGGAGGAAAGAAGGGUUAUUACGCUUGUGGUGAGAUGAUUUUGUUCAAAGGUGACAUUGUGUUCUUGUCGUUCCCGUACGACGACCGAUCAAAGCUUUACUUUGUUUACUUCUUCAAUCCCGAGAGGAAAACCUUUGCAAGAGUCAAUGUUCAGGGAUUUGAAGAGUUUAAGAAUCGGUUUUGGAGUGGGACUAAGCUGUUUAGAGACAUCUUAGUACACUCCCUUCAACCAGGAGGUCGUAAAAUAAAGGUGAGAGUGAUUUGUAACCCUAUCACGGGAGAGUUUCUAACCUUACCCAAAGUGCUUCUACAAAACAAAACCUUACCCGAGGUGAAAGCUAAAGCAAACGUCACAAAAGCGAAGGAUAUGAUUGCAGGAAUCUAUCUUGGAUAUGAUCCGAUCAGCAACCAGUUCCAACUGUUGUGUAUGACUUCGUCAGUUGAUGAACUUGAUCAAAAACCCAAUGCUCAUCACGUUUUGACAUUGGAUUCUGGAAAACGUUUGUGGAGAAGGAUCGAAUACAAAUUCCACUCUGAAGAGAGUUUUCUAUUGUCUGAUGAGAUAUGCAUAAAUGGUGUUUUGUAUUUCGGAGCAGAGACGGGAGGACAAUCUUCCGUGAUAGUUUGCUUCGACGUUAGGUCACAGAAGUUCGGCUUUAUUAACUUAGAUAAAGACAUGUUAGGAGAGGAUGAUGGUUAUGAUGUUUCUCGUGGUCUGACUUUGUUCAACUACAAAGGUAAAUUAGGUAUACAUCAGGAAGCAACAACAUAUAGGGAGAGAGAUCAACUCGUGUUGUGGGUUGUAGAAGAUGCUGGAAAUCAUAAAUGGUCCAAGCAUACCUACGAGCUGCCUCCUUUAAUCAGAGAGAGUUUUUUUGUUGGAAUGAGUGGUACUGGUGAAAUCGUGUUGUCGCCGUACAGCUACAGCUACGGCGGAUCAAAGCUUUUCUACGUUGACUUGUACAAUCUCGAGAGGGAAACCUUUACAAGAAUCAAUGUUCAUGGAUUUGAAGAGUUGAAACAUCCUUCUAUUCGCAUUUUCUAG
Microthlaspi erraticum is the source of this 1917-nucleotide messenger RNA. Lineage: Eukaryota; Viridiplantae; Streptophyta; Magnoliopsida; Brassicales; Brassicaceae. The record is from the annotation of a GenBank genome assembly.